CAUCUGAUAUCGUGACAGUUCAAACGUAUACACCCCCUUAUAUAUAUAAUCAUUUGAGUUCACUCGGCACUGUAAUACUUAUACGUUGGAGUUAUAAUUCGGAGUUUGCGAUCUAGUUUUUGGCUUUUCAUAAGCUAUUAUGAACAGACGACAACUAUACAAAGUGGGAAUAAGCUUAAACUACCAUAGAUUACUGAAGACAUCCAAACUUAGCGUCAGGAGAAAGAUACUAACCGAAUUUUGUUGGGACACGCUAUGAUAUUAUAUGUUUUAAGUAGAGCCGUGGUUUUAACGGUCCUGCUACUAGCAUUACACUUAGCAAUUGUUACAGGCAAACCAGCAUUGUCAGCUUCCAAACAGGUGUCAGAAGCUGAGAAAGAAGUUGACAUUUCAAAACUUCGGAUCGAGGCCUUUAAACAAAGCAUAUUGGAACAGAUAGGGGAUUCACUUCCAUCAAAUGCUUCAAACGUUACCCAUAGUAUAGAAACCAAACGUCAAAAGAUACGUGAAUUCAGGGAUUACCUCAUUAGUAAAAACGACAUGCAGCAUAUACCUGACAGGGAAGAAAUGGAGAGAGAAUCCAAAAGGGUGCAGCAUACCUAUAAAGGCUACCGCAAACAACAGAUAGCUGAUAGCAGUGACCUGGAUGGACAAGUUUUGUUUUAUGAUAUUCAAGACAAAAUCACAAAGGAUAUAUACAGGGAACUUAUUGUGUUUUCCGCAACUUUGCAGUUAUUAAAAAAACAAACAAAUCUUUCUGACUCAAACACAAGACAGCAAUCAUUAAUGGACGUCAAAGUGUUUAAUAUUGAGCAGAAUGAAAAUAUGAAAUUAGUGAAAGGAAAACAAAUAUCCUCGAAGACAAUUGAUAUUUCAAUACCUGGAUGGGAGGAUUUCGAUUUAUCAGAAGCAGCACGUGGGUGGAUUAAUGACCCUGAGUCAAACCACGGACUUAUGAUAUCAUCAGAUACUCAUAAUGUUACAAAACUCUUCUCUUUCGCCGACGAGAACUUAAUGUUAAGAAAUUUACAUAGCCACAAUGACGACAGCAGAGAUCUACAUAUACCAUCGCAUCCAUCAGGCUCUUCUCUCCCAUUACUGAAAUUGGAUGCGGAGGAACGACCGAUUCUUAAACGCGCCAAACGACAGGCUGGCCGUCGAGACUGUACUCAAGGUGAUGGAGAGGAGAGAUGUUGUAGGUUUAGAACUCAAAUCAAUUUUCAAGUCAUUGGUUGGGAUUGGGUAAUAGCUCCAACAGAAUAUGAAGCCUUUCACUGCGAAGGAACUUGCCCGGACCGAUUUAAAAUGGCGAACACUUUUACAAGCAUCAAAUCAACUCUUCAUAAAAUGGACCCUACCCGUUUCUCGGCACCAUGUUGCAUACCAUCGUCAUUCAAACCCCUGACAAUCCUGCACGAGGACGCCUAUAACAAUUUAGUAUUUACUGACUUUGCUGAUAUGAUUGUUCAAGACUGCAAAUGUGCUUGAAAGGAGUGUAACCAUGACAACGCAUCUCGUCUCAACAUUUUUUGGCGAGAACUGCAUUAUUUCAUUUUAUUUCUUGUUCUUGUUUGUUGCUGUGAUAUAUAGUAUGUUAGCAUUGUUUCGCGCGGUAUUCAAUUUCAAUCCAUUCCUUGUAGUUCGGAUAUUUCCGACUGAACUUUGUACAUGAAAGGGUUAUCAUUAUUGAAUGAACUUUAUACGCAAGCAAGUCAAUGAUCGACACAGUAUUUUUUUGUAUGCUUAGGGGAAGGAAUGUUGCAUUUAUGCAAGUGAAUGUACAUGUAAUUUAAUAGAUGAAAGAAUGUCAGUCAAAAGUAUUCAUAUGGAACAUAUUUGUACACAAAGGGUAAUGAUAUGAAUGAAAAUAGCGUGGUAGUGAGUGCUGAGAAUACAGUGAGUCAGGAUUCAGAAUCUUUGAGAACAUCAUUUAAUGAUUCGGACCUCGUGGUAGGCGAACUUCAUUACAAGUGCAUGUAUUUCGCAUGUAAGUUUUUAUUCCAAUUGUGUUUACAAGGUAUCUGCCUCUUUGUGUAUAUGUUAAGCCCAUUGACUUUCAACUAAUACUCCGUAUGGCUAGAUGGGACCAAAUCCUUUGUAUUGUUGGCUUGUACAUUACAUCAUUAAUUUAUUCAUAAAUUACAUUACUGUGAUGAUUAUAUAUGUAUAUAAGAUAUCGUCUUUUACCAGUAAUACCGAUCUUGCAUUUAAAAAUAUUUCUGCCAAAAUUUCAUGAUUAUUUUCUCCGCUUUUAUAGCCAAUAUUUUCUUGUCAAAUGAGCAAUGCCAUCGACAAAAAACACUUUCAUUUUUAUGUUUUCUAUUAUGAAUUAUGACAAUAAUUGAUUUGCAUGGAUCUGAUUAUUUAUUCCAAUACGAGAAUCACCUAUAAUGGUGAACCAAUAACUUAAGAAUAUGUUUAAUGUCCAUUGAUUAAAGUUAAUCCAUGCCUCUUUAACGUAAGUUCAGCUGAGUUUACUGCAAAAAUCUUAAUUUUAAACAGAUUUCAAAUUUAUUUUUCUAUGACACAUGUAAAUGUAUUAUCUGACUGUUCCGAAGAGAACCAUUGGUCCUGAUAGUGUUCGAUGGUUUGAUUGUGAUAUUAUGUGUGGUAGUUUGUCAGGCGCGGGUAUACAUUAACAUGCAAUAUUAUUUUUUGUCACGUGGAUUUAGCCAAUAUUACUUUUGUCACAUGGAUCUAGCCAAUGUUAUCUUUUCUCUUGUUGUCAUCAAAAUUGUAUAUAAUGUAUACUUGUAUAGUUGUUAAAAUUAUAAAUAUUUGCUGGGUAUUUAUUUUCGCGGUAUAUUCAAUGACCACUAAUAUAGCGAAAUUAAAUUCCUCGCAAAUAUUAACAACUAUACAGUAUACGAAUGACUGCGUUUAUGAUGCAGAGACAUCAAAAAGAAUUCGUUAUAAUGGAGAUGACCAGUUAUCGACAGUCUUAUGGUUAAGAGUGAUCUGUGAGUAUAUAACUUGUUUCUUAAGAAUCAUUGUUAGUUAUUUUUCCAUUCUUAUUGUUGUAACGACAGUUAUAUGAAUGUGGAAUUUGAAAAAGGACCCAAGGAUUUUGAAAUUUUUCAUUAUUGCCAAAUCAUUGUGUUAUCGUAGAUAUUGUUUGAGUACCUACAAUGUUGUUGUUAAAUGUCACAUUCAAGGAAAACUUUUGACAUCCUUGGCCAGAAUAGUCCUUCUUUGUUAUUAUUAAAAUUGUUCAAAGCAUA
Messenger RNA from Pecten maximus, 3221 nucleotides. RefSeq names its product bone morphogenetic protein 2-like. Gene Ontology annotation, molecular function: growth factor activity; cytokine activity. Gene Ontology annotation, biological process: SMAD protein signal transduction. The coding region runs from base 256 to 1488 and encodes 410 amino acids. Gene Ontology annotation, cellular component: extracellular region. The record is from RefSeq and is a predicted model, not a curated record. NCBI's taxonomy places the organism in Eukaryota, Metazoa, Mollusca, Bivalvia, Pectinida, Pectinidae. The transcript is spliced from 2 exons.